GCCUAGAUACGAACUCAGGAGGUGGCGCAUGAAGCGCCGUCCUCCGAGUGAAACUGGCCUCCGUUGUAGGCCAUUGUGGCUCUGGCGUCAGCACGCACUCAACGGGUCCCCCUUCCCCUCGCUUGAGCCCGAAUGUCGACAUUUUCCCCGUCGCCGCUCAAGUGGCACUGGAGGCGAAAACACUAGCGCCAUUUCUGUCGGCGUCCAUGAUACGCUAUGCGACCGCAGCGGAUUCCAGAGCCCGACGAGCUCGGAACGGCAGCGACGGAGAAGUAGCCGCUCGCCUUUCGGUGUUCCUCUCCUCUUCAGCCCACUCGCAGGUGGCGCUGGUGAAGUGAUCACUCCAACAUGGGUGCCUUCGUGUGACGCAAACACGUCUUGUGUUUUGCUGUGCGGCAGCAUAAGCCAUGCCUGACGAAUAAAACCACCCUUUUUGCUAAUAGCAACAAAAAAAGGGGGGGGGGAAUCCCACAUGCCUCCUCACGUAGAACCCCUUCAGUGCAUCCCGCUGGAGUGAUUGGCCCACCUUCCAGAGGUUCCAGGUUCUGUCUCGCCCCCUCCUCUCUGUACUUGUCCCCCCCCCCCCACCACCCUCAACCACCUGACACACAACUCAUCGCAAUGCCAAUCCACCUGAGAAUAACCAACACCUGAGGUCUCAUGCGUCCAGUGAGCGCCGAUUCAGACGGUCCUGCUCCUCCCGCGAACCUCUCUUGGCCCUACCCGCUCGUGGCCCCCCUGCCUGCCUCAGAGAUGUCCCUGCUCCAGUCGCUGGGUCCAGUGCAAAACUGGCUGGGCCAGGAGCUGGAGAAGUGCGGGAUCGACGCCAUGAUUUACACCCGCCAUGUCCUCAGCCUCCUCCUGCAUGACAGUUAUGACUAUGACCUGCAGGACUACCUUCAUGAGAAUGACAUCUUUUUGGGCUGGGAGAAGGGAACUGGGAAGAAAUGGGGCAAGAGUAAGAAGAAGGGAGGGACCGACCUGAGUCUCGAGGAAAUGAAGAAACAAGCGGCGGUGCAAUGUCUUCGUUCUGCGUCUGAUGAAAACUCUGGAAUUGAAAGCCUGGUUGAGGAGCUUUGCUCCAAACUUAGGGACAUUCAAAACAAACAGAAAGAGGAAAAACAGAUCCAAAAGAAGGCUGAUGGUGCUCAUUCUCCUGAUCGAGUUGAGUCCCCCUCUUCGAAGGAUCAGGUGGAAAUGUAUUAUGAAGCCUUCCCACCUUUAUCAGAGAAGCCUGUUUGUCUCCAAGAGAUCAUGACCGUGUGGAACAAAGCCAAGGCAUACUCGAGUUCUUCGUCCUCGGCCGCUCCGCAGACCAGCACAGACACUUCCUCUCCAAAAGAUUGCAACAGUGAAUGCGAGGCUGCCAAGGAGCGGAACCCUGAAGUGGCGGUACCAUCACCAGUGUGGACAAACGAGAGAGGCCAACAACGCCGAAGCAAGAAGGAGAAAGAGAACCGAUACCAUGGUGGUGCUGCGGCAGAAGAGAAGAACACCGGCCACUCCAAGAGACAAACGAGACACAGGUCUGGGGGCAAAUAUCGGGCCCGAUCCUGGUCUUCUGGCUCUAGCGAGGCGGGCUCGAGCUCAAGUGGGAACCCGGGUGACAAGUCAUUCAGAAGCAAGGCGGUUAGAGUCAGGCACAAAUCCAGAGAAGUUGGGAAGAGUAAGAGACAGCGUAAUAGCGGACAGUUGAAGCUUCAGCUGAAGGCUAUUGACACGGAGGAGCGACGGAAUGCAGGAGGAAGCAGAGCCACUGCGGGCACGGGCAAACCACCACAGCUUUACAAAAAGAGUAGAAGAUCCCUAAAAGAGGUUUCUCACGAUCCAGUCUGGGCGCAAGAAAAUGAGGUGGGGUUUGAGGACAGAAAUGCAAAGGAAUACAUGGAGGAGCCACUUUGGUACACUGAGCCCAUCACAGACUAUUUUGUACCUUUUAGCAGCAAACAAAGCAAGCUGGAGACAAAGUAUCGAAGCAAAGUGGGCUCUCCCGAAGACUUGGCCCUGUCAGCAGACAUGGCUUUCCUGCCAGAGAGAAUCCAGGGAAUCUGUUUUGCCAACGAGAACUACCAGAGAACAUACCUUGCUGCGGGCUCAUUUGUCGACGGCCACUUUGUGGAAGCGCCCGGCGAAGCAGAGAAGGAGACUGCUGAACUCAUUGGGACCUCUAGCUGCCCUCAGCCAGAGGAUAGUGGACAUUUAGAUGACAAGCAUCUGCCAGAAUUCACCGACUUCUAUGAAGUUGAUAUUUAUCAAUCCAUAUUGGAUACUAGUGCCUCAGACUCGUUACAAGAGAGUCGGAUCCUCGGCAUGAUUCGACAAAAGAGCAACGAGCAAAGAGAAUCUUGUUUAGUGUUAGAUGGCCUGGAGCAGCAAGGGAACGGUGCAAUAAGGACAGACUUGGAGGAAGCUUCGGGAUCUUAUGGGUUUCUCAUGGAGGAUCUCGACAAUUUGGCUCAAGUCUGGGGAUGCUACUCGCCCUCUACUUCAGACGAUAUAGACGGAGAAAGCUUCUUGGGCGACUCACCCGUUCGGCUCUCCCCCCUCCUCGAUAGCGUUUCUUUCACCCUGAGGAAUCUAUCCGGAAAUCUGGUGGAGCCGCAAAUUCCCGAGGCCGUCGGCGAGCCGUCUGGCUUAAACUCGUCUCGCUUCUCUCUUUUUGAGCUGCAGUAUGACAGUCCCACUCUUUCUUUUCCCCACGAGUCCCUCUCUGUCGCUCACGACAGCAACACCGAUCCCGGUAGCUGUCUCGACCCGCAUGCUAAUAAACAGUCUCGUUUGCUGAUAUGGACCAAAAAUAGUGCCUUUGAUGAAACUGAACACUGCUCCAACCUUUCAACACGUACAUGCAGCCCAUGGUCACAUUCAGAAGAGACUCGUUCAGACAACGAGCACGGGAAUAUCCCCACAGAGGAGCCGGCCGCUCUGAUUGGCACUGAAGAAAUUGAUUGUAUCAUCCCUCCUAUUUCUGGUACAUAUCUAGAAGAUGAAAUCUUGGACUUCUUGCAGGAAGACUCUGGGCGCAAAUGUGAGGAGACGAGUGUUUGCACAGCAUCCUGUCAGACGUACACCAAAAAAUCUAAAUUGGAGUCCCUUUGUGGAAUAGCGUUGGAAGACGACGAGAGUAAACAGUACAGCGUGGGCAUUUUCUCAGAUAACACAAAGCAACAGAAGGGCGGGUACAGCUCAGGAAUAAUCAAAGAUAUUUGGUCUGCAGUCGGGGAGGCCAAGUUGGUGGUGUCAAGGCAAAGCGCUAAGAAAAUGAGCGAGACUGUAUUUUCCGAAGACUCUGGUGGUUACUGUGGCAGCUGUCUGGAGGUGCAGGCCAAAGGUGUUCAGAAAAAAGCUGUGCAGCGCUCAGAGUAUCACCUCUGGGAGGGCAAGAACGAAGAACAGGACUUGGCCAAAAACAAACUCUCCAAGUUAGAUGGCGCCGGGGAUUACAUGACUCCGUCCAAACCCUGGGACUUGAGAUCAGAUAAAGACGGUACAUCUUUCAUCAUCGGUGGCGUGUACGGAGAGUUCAAGACGUUAAGUUGCGAUAAGAAUUGGGCUGUCGUGCCACCAAAUGAAUCUCAACGUAGCUCGCUCCAGUCUGCCGCCGCAUCUGCUUCUAGUUCCGAGAUGCUCACAAUCGCCGGCGCGGACGUGUUCGUCAACAAGGGCAGCUGCUUUGCUCCAGGACACCGGCGCCUGUGGCGGCCUCUUGUGUCCUUCGGCCAAAGCGAGCGCGCCAUUACGGGGAGCCGAGACGGCUUGAAUAAGGGAUUUUCUUUGAUCUUCCGGGAAGAUUUGCUGGGAUCUUACGACGGCUUGCGUAGCGAGGAGCAACGUUUAGAAUACCCAUUUGCCUCCUUCGACCUGAACAAUCCCUUCUCUCAAGUUCUCCAUGUCGAGUGUUCCUUCGAGCCAGAGGACAUGGCUUCCUUCAGUCCAGGGUUCAAGCCCAAAUCUAUUCUGUGCUCUGACUCUGAGACCGAAGCCUUCUGCCCGCAAAUUUAUGGCAUCAACCAAACGCAGUACAGGGCCAUUCGCAUUUCCCCCAGGACUCAUUUCCGACCAAUAUCGGCCUCAGAGUUGUCUCCCGGCGGAGUGAGCGAUUCGGAGGCAGAGACCGACAAAGAGGAGGCGAGUUUUCCCGUCCUGGCGCCGGUGGAUGUCUGCGAUGAUCCGCAGGCAGAUCUCAAACCACUAGAGGAGGACGCAGAAUGUGAAGGCCCGUAUUAUGGGAAAUCUGAACUGGAAUCUGGUAAAUUCCUGCCGAGAUUGAAGAAGUCUGGCAUGGAGAAGAGUGCCCAGACCUCUCUGGAUUCACAGGAAGGCCCCAGUGUCCUUCUGCCCAUUGCUGAACAAGAAAGAUUUUUAGACUGCCAAACAGCAGAAGAUGCAUCAACUGCAGGUGGGCAGAAGAACACCUCAGUUGGCCCUCUGCAAAAAGAGGGCUCUCCGGGGGAAAAACAGACGUACUUGUGUGCAGCGGCAGGCCAAAUCCCGAAAUACGGGAUUGCGUACGACUUUGUCGGAGACGUGCCAGAGUUCCCUCUGUUGAAUAUAAGCGGACAGAGAGUAAGUGGCAGCCAGGACGAUGAGUGCUGGUGGCAAAACACGCUCUGCCCCCCCUUGUUCCCUGGCUCUCAAUGUACAGGUAACGCUCAUCCCCUCAUUAAGAGUAAGCGGUGCCUUGAGAUACGAGCUGUUUUGUUUGGUUUUUUUCCUUUGAUUUGCAAGCGCGAACUUUACAUACGAGCACUGCAUGGUCGAAGUGUCAAAUGUUUUUUCUUCUAAAUAUUCUUCAAAAAAAUGAGGCUUCAAACUGUUAACUGCCACACUCAGUUUACACUUUGUGUAUUUAAAACAACCACAUAGCUUAUCCUCUAGUCUGUUAGCUUAAGGCUAUUGCUAACAGGAAAUUAUUAGCAUCUAAUUUUAUCCUUUUAGGAAUUAAUAUUUGAACACAACUGCGCAACAACACGUGUAGACAGACUAUAUAACAAUACUCCGUCAUAGACGGAACAAAUGUAUCUCAAGGCACCACUGGACAUUUGAAAAUGUUUGAACUGAAGGUAUCCUUUUUAAAGUAACUGAUUUCUCCUCUAGGGAGCAGCAACAUUUGAGUUCUUCAGUUCGCAGUGGACUUGUGUUGGCGAGAAGAAAGGUUGCUCAAUUUUCGGUGACUGGACCGCUACCAGCUUUUAUUCAGGUUCAUCUCAGAGCCGCCAAACCAAACGUAGGCUAAUUUCUCGAGCUUUCCACAGACCCCCCCCCCCCGCUCCCCACACAAACGCAUAACUGCUGUUUUUUUCAUUUACUAACUCGAUGCUUGUGUAAUCAACAAUCAGCUCAAUGACAAAAAAAAAAGUGAGUUAAAAUAGGAUAACGAAAAAAGUUUUGUUUGAGUGAUGCCAUGUGCUGAUAUCCAUAUAAAGCAUUUAGAAUCUGUUGCAGCUGAUGCAGCUUUCUUUCAGUUUUGCUCCUUCCACCACCUGCUUUUCAGCUACUAUACUUGGACAGUUGGUGGCAUCUGAAUGGUUGUGCAUGCUCGUGUGUCCAACCAGUCUCUUCUUUUUUUUCUUCUUUUCUUGUUAAAAUAGGAAACAAAAACCUAAUUACCGGGUAAAACAACUGUAAUCCCAUGCGCUACUCUUCAUCUUCUGUUGGGAAAGAUAACGCUGCAAUCUUUGAGUUGUGCUCUUCAAUUUUCUAUAGUUUGUUUGGAUGAAUUUUUGAAAGAAGUAGAGAAUGUGUGCAGGUUUGCUUGUAACACAUUCACUGCCAUUGACGGCUUUAGAAGUCAAAGAUCCAUGUUAACUGGGAAGGCUGGCAGUGAGUGAGUUAAGGUGAGUUGCCCCAGUUUAUCAUGGAAGAUGAGUUUUUGAGAACCUAGUUGUAGAUUAAGGUAUGAUUUGUGAGGGGGGGGGGUAUCAAAAGUGGAAAAAAAAAAAAACCACACAAUCUCAUACCGGUCUACUUAACUGCAAUUCUCCGAAAUAAUUUGCUCGGAGGGGGAAAAAACCUUAAUGAAAGUAAAGACCCGCAAAAAUUUUCCGCAGACAUCCUUUUGCAUCUGAAUUGAACAGUUUUGUUCGGGUUUUAUUUAUUUUAUUAUUAUUAUUUUUUAAUAAUCCUGUGUUACUUCAAUUGUACACAUUGGUGCUAUAAAUAUUUUCCAACAUGUGGCUAUGGUAAAACCUUUUUUUUUUUUUUGUAGAACAGACGGUCAGAAUCCUUUUUUUUUUUUUUCUCUCCAAAAAUUGUAAAACGGAGAAAAAUAUUUUUCUGGAUUACUGUUUAAUGUGGUUUGCUUAUUUGGUUAUUUCAUUUUAAUGUAAUCGUUUUGAGUUGUCAGGCCUGUAACACUGAAGCGUGAAUAUUUGCAGAGAGGAAAAUCUCACGUAUUUCCUUUCAGUUCAUUGUCCCGAGGCAAAAUGUAUAAACAACUCUUGACUUGGAGUACGUUUGUGUUGCAAAUCAGUUAAUCUUGCAAAAGGUAAACAUGGUUUAAAAAAACAAAACAAAAACCUAAAUGCCAUAAUUACACUACAAAGUACGCUUGGAUUAUUAUUAUUUUUUUUUUUAAAUGUAUGGUGUGUUUUCCUUUUUGUUUUUGGUUCACCAUAUACCUCGUUGAUAUAUUAAGUCAUAUUACGAUGCGCGUGGACAACAAAUUUGUCACAAUUGUUGUGAUUCGGCUUCAAUGGUGAAGGUGUACGCAUGCAUACGGUCUUAAAAAUCUAAAAAAAAAAAAAACGAACAAA
This is a messenger RNA of Phycodurus eques (leafy seadragon), 6755 nucleotides long. RefSeq names its product KIAA0232 ortholog. The record is from RefSeq and is a predicted model, not a curated record. Lineage: Eukaryota; Metazoa; Chordata; Actinopteri; Syngnathiformes; Syngnathidae.